Messenger RNA from Antrostomus carolinensis (chuck-will's-widow), 444 nucleotides. Its product is annotated as olfactory receptor 14A2. The transcript has 2 exons. Gene Ontology annotation, molecular function: olfactory receptor activity. The coding region runs from base 1 to 444 and encodes 147 amino acids. Gene Ontology annotation, cellular component: membrane. Gene Ontology annotation, biological process: G protein-coupled receptor signaling pathway. The record is from RefSeq and is a predicted model, not a curated record. Lineage: Eukaryota; Metazoa; Chordata; Aves; Caprimulgiformes; Caprimulgidae.
AUGUCCAAUGCCAGUUCCCUCACAGAGUUCUACUUAUUUCAAUUUGUAAACAUGCAGGAGCUGCAGCUCUUGCACUUCUGGAUCUUCCUGGGCAUCUACCUGGCUGCCCUCCUGGGCAACGGUCUCAUCAUCACCACCAUCGUUUUCAUGGUGGUGUCCUAUGUGCAGAUCUUCAGGGCUGUGCUGAGGAUCCCCUCUGAGCAGGGACGCCACAAAGCCUUUUCCACAUGCCUCCCCCACCUGGCUGUGGUUUCCCUGUUUAUAAGCACAGCCAUGUUUGCCUACCUGAAGCCCCCGUCCAUCUCCUCUCCAGUUUUGGACCUGGUGGUGACAGUUCUGUAUUCAGUGGUGCCUCCAGCAUUGAACCCCCUCAUGUACAGCAUGAGGAACCAGGACCUCAAGGAUGCCCUAUGGAAACUCAUUCAAUGGACACAGUUUCACUGA